AUGGGUACUGUCUGGUUUGUUCACUGGGCACAAGAGGCGGAUAGAGCGGCCAUGCAUAGAGGUGUCGAACGUGAUAUGGAAAAGCAGCGUAUUCGACUAGAGCGCCAGGCCGACUUUGAAAUGCAAAAGACCCUCGAGCAGGAGUACCUCAAGCUCCAGACGGUACACAGCACCACGGACGACUCAAAUACAACCAGUCAAAAUACGGGGUAG
This is a messenger RNA of Penicillium digitatum Pd1, 213 nucleotides long. RefSeq names its product protein PET117. The record is from RefSeq and is a predicted model, not a curated record. NCBI's taxonomy places the organism in Eukaryota, Fungi, Ascomycota, Eurotiomycetes, Eurotiales, Aspergillaceae. Gene Ontology annotation, cellular component: mitochondrion. Gene Ontology annotation, biological process: mitochondrial respiratory chain complex IV assembly.